CGUCUGGUAUCCGAUAUGGCGGCGUAAAGGCGGCUCAUGUCCGACGUUGGAAGGGAACAUGCUGGGCGGCAGUGACGUGUACGGGACGAAAAUCGCUGGGAAAGGGAGCAGUUUAGGCUAUUGAGUACGUUGUCUUUUCCGUUAAUUUUCGAGGAUUUUGAAAUAUUGGCGGCAACGACGGCGUUUUCGAAGACCGCGAAUCGAAUUCCUGACGUGAAUUAGAUGCAAUCAAGGUUGUGCAACGUUGUAACUCUUCUUGGUUUCUUCUAUUCUCGUUUCAGAUCUGUCCAGUUUAUUGCCUUGUUCCUUAUAUCCAGCCACCACACAGACUUCUCUUCAUGGCGAACCGCAAGCGCGAACACCCACCUCGUCUCCAGCAUUCCCCGUCCUUGCCAAAUAUCUGGUUCCCGCCACAUUCAGGCCCUCUCCCUCCAAAGCUCAAUGCCAUUCCCCGCCACAAUCUCCAUCUACCUGCCACCCCGCCCGCCCUCGCCACCUCCUUCUCCCUUCCCAGGUCCCCGAUCCUCACGGACACACCAAACACCAAGCACGCGCGCCCCCAUGUCCACAGCAAGCUCCUCACCCCGCCCCUCACCCCGUCGUCCAGCAUCCGUACCGCCGACUCCCUCGACGACGCGACAACCCCCAGGCAACGCGCCAAUCCCGACGCGACUCGCUUCCUUCUGAUUAGCAACAUUUCGCGCACAGUAAAGACAGAGACGCUCAGCGAGCUUUUUUCUUCCUAUCUCUCUGCAGAAACACUCGGCAGGCUGCCAGGUGAGAGCCGUUCUCCAGCCAACGACCGCCAGUCCGAGCGACAGUCUUCAACCUUUAAAAAUGUGCCCAUCACCGACUCUCCGAUAAAAGGCGUCUUUGUUCGUUAUGUGCAGUCCAAAGGCAUCGUCAUCCUGGCUUUUUUCGAUGUCAGACACGCUGAAGCAGCACAUACUCUCCUUGCUACUCGUACCACAGAUCUCCUUGACGUCUGUGCCGACGACAGCUGGUUCCGUUGCCGCUAUCUCACCCCAAACCAGACAGUACAGUUGACUGGAGACUCCAAUUUCCUCAAGGCUGUCAGUGCCGCUCUUUACAUCUCCGUCCAAGGCGUAGACGAGCAGGAUGAUACUUCCCGGAAACGACUUGUCGACGUUGACACCCUCUUGCAGCUGCUUGAAUCGUUCGGUACCAUCCGGUCUGUCGAUCUCGUCGACUCGCUCAAUGACGACUUGUGCUUCAAAUACUACCACAUCGAGUACUGCGAUUUUCGUGACGCUGACGCUGCCUAUACCGCAUUGGACAGUCAGAUUCUCUUUGGCAUGAAGCUUCAAGUAUUUGGCCGCGAAGAGCCUCGAUCAGAAGGGACUGAUGGCGCUUCACCGUUGUCAAGUGGGCAAGACUCGACAGGUACCUUGCUGCACUUUGGACGGCGAUCCCAGACCCGUGAGCGGUUCGUCUUUCCGCCACCCAUUAAUACACAAGCCAAGCCUGACGAUGAGGAUGACGACCGCACUCUUGUCUGGUCAUCGAGCUCGCCUACCUUUUUCUACACCUCGCCGCCGUCCGAUGAUUUAUCCGAGCAUUCGGCAACCAAAGACACCGGCCCGUCACUCCCUGACAGCGAGCCAGGCCCGUUCUACGCCGCUCACCACCCCGACUUUAUUUACGAUGGCCCGCCGAUGCCUUAUCCCGCCCCGUAUCCCUACCCGCCUACGUCUCCCGGACCCAUGUACCCCACUUCCCCAGUCCUGGGAUUCAGCCCGGUCUACGAUGACCCUCACCGUCUUGCGGCAGCCAUGAACGGCCUCUCCUGGGGUGGACCACCUCCUCCUCCCGCCUUCCCUCCCGAGUUUUGGCGCCCUGGUCCUGCUUUCUUCCACAACCAAGUUCCAGAAUAUCCCACCGAUGUGACCCCGGAGCCGCCUUCUUCCCCAUCAAGGAACCGAUCGCUGCACAAAGCGAAUCCCACUGUAAAGGACGAGCAGCAAGGUGCCCGCAACCAGCUCGACCUAGCCCUCAUCGAGAAUGGUGGCGACACACGCACAACCGUCAUGAUCAAAAAUAUUCCCAACAAAAUGUCAGAUAGAGAUCUUAUGUCCUUUAUUGACAAGGUGUGUCAGAGGAGGAUUGACUUUAUGUAUCUCAGGAUGGAUUUUAAAAAUGGGUGUAAUGUCGGAUACGCCUUUGUCAACUUUAUUCAAGUCGAGGAUCUAUUAUUAUUCGCCAAGAAGCGACUGGGACAAAAAUGGAACAUGUUCUCCAGCGAAAAGGUGCUCCAGAUGAGCUAUGCCAAUUAUCAAGGAAAAGAAGCGCUCGUCGAAAAAUUCAAAAACUCGUGCAUCAUGGACGAGCAAGAGGCGUGGCAGCCCAAGAUAUUCUACUCUGCGGGCCCGGACCAGGGCUUGCCAGAGCCGUUCCCCGCCCCGACACAUAUGAAGCGCAAGGAAAGGAGUCUGCACAAUCGGGGGACGCUCUUUGCUCCUGCGGUGGAUGGGAGGGGUGUCAGGCAGGAUCAUCGUCCAAAGGGACCGCUAGCAAAAAGAGUCGGCGUCCAUCGGUGAUCCAACAAAUAUUUAUAUGCUCGUGUGUUAAAUGUUUAAUAGUUGCUUUCAUUUACUAUGUUACAAGUGUAAUUCAGUUUUUUUUGUCUGUAUGGCUUGGCG
Messenger RNA from Guyanagaster necrorhizus, 2660 nucleotides. RefSeq lists its product as uncharacterized. Lineage: Eukaryota; Fungi; Basidiomycota; Agaricomycetes; Agaricales; Physalacriaceae. Gene Ontology annotation, molecular function: RNA binding. The record is from RefSeq and is a predicted model, not a curated record. The transcript is spliced from 7 exons. Bases 339 to 2558 code for a protein of 739 amino acids.